CAUCUUUACACUUGUUUGCAUGAAUGGAGAGCCGCAAACGGCGAAAUUUCAGCUCAUACCAGUCGAAAGCGCCACCAUUCGCUAUCCGCCAGCCUGGAAAUGAGCCUUAUUCCCCGCCUAGAACAACUACCACCUAUGAAUCGCAUGUCUUUAGUAGCAAUAAUGAUACUGUAAAUAACACAGUGACAGAUGCCGCAUUCCAGUCUCCACUCAAUGAUAGCAUCAUCAGUAAUAGCUUUCACGGUUUUACCUCGCCCGCGUCGCGAGCGAGUUUGAAUUCCAAUUACUUUAGAAGGCGAAGUCAUAGACGUUACUCUCCUCCGUCUUACUAUAAGUCACCUAGUCGCUUCAAUAUCCGUCCACUGGAUGCAGACAGAUCACCCUCUCCACCGCCAGAACACUCAAUUUCAGUUCCUGUUAUGAUUCCUAUACCCGAAACAACACCAUCCAGAGUCCAGACUAUGAUAUCGAGAUUUCAAACAGCUGUGGAUUAUGGUAUUUCACCAUCGCUGUUCCCUGAGCCGGAGGACGAUACAUAUGAUUUCUUCGAAAAAAUCGAAACUCCAGAAGGACCGCGUGUUAUCGAUGCGAGAAAGCGAGCGAUGAGUACUACUUCCAACAUCUCACAAAAAAGAAGGAAAUUGCAAGUGGAUAGUUCUAGCCGAUUUAGCUCCAGGGCUAGUCUUCAUAUCCAACCCCCCUCUUUCCUGCCAAGGACCUCCGCUGCACCUCCACCUGUAUACAUUCCAUUACCUGCACGUAGUCCAACACCUGUACGUCGUCCACCACCCACCCAUGUCGCUCCACCUUCCCACAGCCCUACACCUGUACGCGUUUUGAGAGAUAUCUCCGACUACACCAAGUAUGGAGAGACGUUGUUGGAUCGUCCACAGGAACUAGAAACUGAACAGCCUAUCGAUGUUCAAGAUGAUGAAGAGGACAUUCCUUCACCUGUAUUUAGCCUUUCACCUGAAGCUAGUCCUCCGCCUCCCAUACAUCGGCCACCACCUGCACGUAGCCCUUCACCUGGAGCUAGUCCUCCGCCUGCCAUACAUCGGCCAUCACCUGCACGUAGCCCUUCACCUGAAGCUAGUUCUCCCCCUCCCAUACAUCGGCCACCACCUGCACGUAGUCCACCACAUGAUCGUGUCUUAAGAGAUAUAACCAGACCCAAGGACAGAGUAGUCACCAUCGCUGAAGAUACCGACUCUACCUUUAGCCAUGUAGGUCAGAAGAGAGUAGGAGCGGCUCCUGUUGAAAUCGAUGAAGAAGAGACAGAAAAGGAUGUACUGCAUUUUGUAAAGAAGGUUGCAGAAGGCGCUACUUUUGAAAAUGAUAUAACGAGUCGAGCGUCCUCAUUCAUUGAGAAGGAGCUAAUUUUACCAUCACAAACCAAUGGAGAUUCACAGAAUGAAGUAGCGGCGCCAGAAAAGCAAACUUCCAACCCAAUGUUUGACCAAGAUGCAAAGCAAGCGUUAGAUCGAUUGCUGAUGGAGCAGGAUCAAGAAGACCAAGCUCAAGACGAGCUGAUCCAAGAGAAAGAGAAUUUCGUCCCUGCUGGUAAUACUGACGUACAAAAGGACGCCUUUGAAACGCGCUCUAUUAACCCUGACCUGGAAGAAGCACAACCUGCUGAUGAAGAGGAGGAAGAAAUCAUUACCACCAUUUUUGAUGACGACGAACGGGAAAUGGAUAUGCUGUUCCUAGACGAAGUGGAUGACAUGCCUUUGCACUACAAGCAGGAUGAAGACAGUCAACUGCCAUCGCCUAUUGAAAAGCGGACAGCUCCACUACCAGAAUUGGAUGAACAACCGCAUAUUGAAGAGGCUGAGGUUGAGGAAGAAGUUGAGGAAGUGGUCGAAGAAGAAAUUGAGAGCGAUAUUGAGGAAGUCGACGAAAUAGAAUCUGAAGAAGAUAUUGAAGAAGUACAACCCCGCCGUAGCUCUACCCCAUUACGGAUACUGGAACCUAUUUUCGAACACAAAGACGACGAAAAAAUCAUAGCCGAAGAAUCAGACGUGGCUUCAGACCUUGAGGAUAUGACAAAGGCUGGCGAAAUGGACGAUACCAUCAGUGAUGAAGGGCGAGGUAUUGAGGUGGAUCUUUCAGUAGCUGCUGAGGAAGACUAUGCAACAAAACAGCAGGACGAAGAGACAAGUCAAAUUCUGUCACCUGUAGAAAAGGAAUCUAAUUUGCCACCGUUGUCUCCUGUGGCGGCCGUCGAAAAGCAUGACACUGUUACAAUUGAAAGAAGAGAGUCGUAUCGCGUCUCUGAACAUGAGGAAGAGCAAACACUUGAUCAAGUGUUGAUGGAUCACCGUCGAGACCACCACACCCCAGAUGACUACAAUGAUUACGACCAUUUCGAAGGUGAUGAUGAAGAUGAUAUCCCUGUAGAUCAUGUACCGGAAUUUACUAUUCAGAACGAGCACCCUUCAGAAGAACAUCAUCAAGGCGAACCUAUUGAAAAUGAGGGCAUUUCAGAAGAACACUUAAUAGUUAAAGAGCACACUCAUGUGCAAUAUGAAACUGUUGAUCAAGGUGUUGAAGUGAAUGAGAAUGAUGAAGAGGAGGCAAAUAUCUCUAUGUCACCCAAUGUACAGCCCGUGAAAGAGGCGGAACUUCCUGCAACGAUUGUUGAUGAAGAAGAACGCAAUUUGGACAUGACGCUAUUCGAAGAAGUCGAAGGUUUGAACGACACACCACACCAUGAUGAUGAAGAUAGUCAACCCCGAUCGCCAUUGGAAGACCAAAGAAAAUUCUCUCUAGAAGCCUAUCAUCAAGAGUAUAAAGAGAAAACGCAAGAAAGACCAUCACCAUCUCCGAGCACAGAUCCCGAAGAACACGCCCUGGACAGGCUAUUAUUGGAAGAGGUGGACGCGUUUGGUUCUGCCGAAAGUAUAGUAUCGAUUGAAAAGGAAAAUAAGGCAUUUGCAUCGCCUGAGCCAUCUUUCUAUGCUGCACGUACCCCGUCGCCCGUUCAAGAACUGCGGUAUCAUGAACGCUUGCAAUCUGGAUAUAGCGGCCAACCAAGAUCAGCCCUGGAAGUCAUAAGAGACACUCUUUCUCAAAACCAACUGCCUACUCCACCAAGAAGUUCACCCAACGUCAGUGUUACUAAGGGCCAAGAUGUGUUGCUGAAAAAGAUGGAAACAACUGACCUGAAUAGGUCCUUUGCUCAACUACAUGCUUCCUACACUUCGACACGGCAAAACAGGGCGGAGCCUCGGCGAGAGGCAAACGAGAUGGACGUUGUAUCUGAAGCCAUUGGUCAAGUCAUGGCACCAUACCAUACAUCAGAGCACGACAGUACUGUUAAAACUGCCUUGAAGAAAUUCAGACGCAGCAUGUUUGAACAGCUAUCUCAGCAGGCUACCUUGUACAGUGAGCAUGAGCAGAUGCAACUGAAACUUCGUCAGACUAAAAACCACAACAAGCAGCUGCGGGCUCAGCUUCUGGAAAUACGACGUCAACGACAUGGAGUGAAAGCAAGUUUACAGCAUGAACGCAAUCUUUCAACAGUGGAGCGUUCUAUUGAUUAAUUGGGACCAGCACUUUUCUAAAUUGAC
Messenger RNA from Umbelopsis ramanniana AG, 3569 nucleotides. RefSeq lists its product as uncharacterized. The coding region runs from base 24 to 3542 and encodes 1172 amino acids. NCBI's taxonomy places the organism in Eukaryota, Fungi, Mucoromycota, Umbelopsidomycetes, Umbelopsidales, Umbelopsidaceae. The transcript is spliced from 5 exons. The record is from RefSeq and is a predicted model, not a curated record.